AAGGGAGAGGGAGGGGGAAAGGAAAGUGUGUUCUCUGGAAAGGGGCGGAAGGAGGGGAAGAAAAGGAAAACGGGAACGGAAACAUGGCGGUCUGGUCUUGGGACGACCGCGCCGCAGGCAGCUCCUAGGCAACCCGCCGGCCGCACUGCCCUACGGCACAGAGCGCCGAGGCGCCCGUGCUGACCAGCGCUCCGGCCGUUACCCCCGGCUGCAGGCGGCGCCCCUCCGAAACCCAGCCCGCGAGGCGGCGCAGGCGCAGACCGGGGCGAGGCGGCGGCGGCCGCUGGAGCCAGUCUCCCGCCCUGCCCUGCAGAGCGCGCCCAGGCCGCGAAGCCGGCGCUUUCAUGCUCCAGGAAGAAGCCGUGUCGCGGUAGCGCUGACUGAGGAGCGGGCGGCAGGAAAUAUAGUAGCAGCCAUGAUAGAAGACAAAGGACCAAGAGUGACAGACUACUUUGUCGUAGCUGGUCUCACUGACACAUCUACCCUUUUGGAUCAAGAAAUAAAUCGUUUAGAUACUAAGUCAACUGGACCUAAAGCUCCAAUUACAGACAUUGCUGUUAUUAUCAAAUCAGCUGGAGAAACAGUACCUGAAGGUUACACCUGUGUGGAAGCUACUCCAUCAGCUCUCCAGGCAAACCUGAAUUAUGGAAGUCUGAAAAGCCCAGAACUUUUCCUCUGUUACAAGAGAGGGAGAGAUAAACCACCCCUUACAGAUAUUGGAGUUCUAUAUGAAGGGAAAGAACGGCUUAUUCCAGGAUGUGAAGUGAUCCUAGCCACACCCUAUGGUCGCUGUGCCAAUGUCAACAAUAGUUCAACUACUUCACAAAGAAUCUUUAUCACUUAUCGAAGGGCUCCUCCAGUUCGACCCCAGAAUUCCUUGGCUGUAACUGAUAUCUGUGUUAUUGUAACCAGUAAAGGAGAAACUCCUCCUCAUACCUUCUGCAAAGUUGAUAAAAACUUAAAUUGUGGAAUGUGGGGUUCCAGCGUGUUUCUGUGUUAUAAGAAGUCUGUUCCUGCUUCAAAUGCAAUAGCAUAUAAGGCUGGUUUAAUUUUUAGAUAUCCAGAAGAGGACUAUGAGUCAUUUCCACUCUCAGAAUCAGAUGUACCUCUCUUCUGCCUUCCUAUGGGAGCCACUAUUGAGUGCUGGGAUCCAGAAACCAAAUAUCCACUUCCAGUUUUUUCAACUUUUGUGUUGACAGUUUCUUCAGCCAAAAAGGUAUAUGGAGCUGCCAUUCAGUUUUAUGAACCAUACUCUCGGGAACUUCUAUCAGAAAAACAGCUUAUGCAGCUGGGCCUGUUGACGCCUGUGGAGAGAAAACUGGUCUCCAAAUCCAUCAAUACAAACAAAUGCAUUUGUUUACUCUCACACUGGCCUUUUUUUGAAGCUUUUAGGAAAUUUCUUAUGUUUAUCUACAAACUUUCUGUGUCUGGACCACAUCCUCUUCCCAUUGAAAAGCACAUUUCACAUUUUAUGCAAAACAUCCCUUUUCCUUCACCACAAAGACCGAGAAUCCUUGUCCAGCUGUCAGUUCAUGAUGCAUUAAUAUUAUCACAGCCAGUUUCUACACCUUUACCACUAAGUGGAGCCAACUUUAGCACCUUGCUAAUGAAUCUGGGUCCUGAGAAUUGUGCAACACUGCUGCUCUUUGUUUUACUUGAGAGUAAAAUUCUGCUGCAUUCUCUUAGGCCAGCAGUCUUGACUGGGGUUGCUGAAGCGGUUGUAGCUAUGAUCUUUCCAUUUCAGUGGCAAUGCCCAUAUAUUCCCCUUUGUCCUCUUUCACUGGCUGCAGUGCUUAGUGCACCUUUACCAUUUAUAGUUGGAGUUGACUCAAGGUAUUUUGAUCUUCAUGACCCACCACAAGAUGUUGUUUGCAUUGACUUGGAUACGAACAUGUUAUAUGUAUCAGAUGAAAAGAAGAACAUGAACUGGAAGCAACUUCCCAAAAAGCCAUGCAAAAAUUUACUUAGCACAUUAAAGAAAUUGUAUCCCCAGCUGUCUUCAGUUCACCGAAAAACUCAAGAAGGCUCAGCAAUUGACAUGACUCCAAUUGAAGCAGAUUUCUCCUGGCAAAAGAAGAUGACACAGCUUGAGAUGGAAAUUCAAGAGGCAUUUUUACGCUUUAUGGCAUCUAUUUUAAAAGGAUAUAGAGCAUACCUCAGACCAAUCACAGAGGCUCCUUCAAAUAAAGCCACAGCUGCUGAUUCAUUAUUUGACCGACAGGGAUUUUUAAAAAGCCGAGAUCGUGCGUAUGCAAAAUUCUAUACCCUUUUAUCCAAAACACAGAUUUUUAUUCGUUUCAUUGAAGAAUGCAGUUUUGUAAGUGAUAAAGAUACCGGAUUAGCAUUUUUUGAUGAUUGCAUAGAAAAGUUGUUUCCUGAUAAAGGCACAGAGAAAACAGAUAAGGUUGAUUUUGAUUCAGCAGAAGAUACCAGAUUGAUAGAACUAGACGAUUCACAGAAAAGUGAGCAUACUGUAUUUAUUAUGCCACCAGAACCACCUCCUAAUGAUGGAAAGGACCUGUCACCAAAGUACAGUUACAAAUACUUUCCAAGACUGGACCUUAAGCUUUUUGACAGACCGCAGGAGUUGAAACUUUGUUUUAGUAGACACCCUACUGGGAAUAGCAUUACAAACAGUCCAGCUCUCAUGGCUAAGAGAACUAAACAGGAAAUAAAAACAGCUCAUAAAUUGGCAAAGAGAUGUUAUACAAAUCCACCACAGUGGGCCAAGUGUCUGUUCAGUCAUUGUUAUAGUUUAUGGUUUAUUUGUCUUCCGGCCUAUGUUAGAGUUUCUCAUCCUAAGGUCAGAGCACUUCAGCAGGCAUAUGAUGUACUUAUUAAGAUGAGGAAAACAGAUGUGGAUCCCUUAGAUGAGGUGUGCUAUCGAGUAGUAAUGCAGCUUUGUGGACUUUGGGGUCAUCCUGUUUUAGCAGUGAGAGUCUUAUUUGAAAUGAAAACUGCUAGGAUAAAGCCUAAUGCUAUUACUUAUGGUUAUUAUAAUAAGGUAGUUUUGGAGAGCCCGUGGCCUAGCAGUACCCGCAGUGGUAUCUUCUUAUGGACGAAGGUACGGAAUGUGGUACGUGGCUUGGCACAGUUUAGGCAACCACUUAAAAAGACUGUGCAAAAAUCACAGGUCUCCUCAAUAUCAGCUCCUCAGAAUGUCACAGGUGGAAGUGAUGGGGACACGGUGAGCCACGGUAGCGUGGAUAGUUCUAAUGAUGCUAACAAUGGGGAGCACACAGUCUUCGUCAGAGAUUUAAUCAGGCUUGAGUCCAUUGAUAAUCACUCUAGCACAGGUGGUCAGUCUGACCAAGGAUAUGGGUCUAAGGAUGAACUUAUAAAGGAUGAUGCAGAAAUUCAUGUGCCUGAAGAACAAGCAGCAAAAGAAUUGAUAACUAAAACAGAAAUGCAAACAGAAGAGGUGUGUGAUGCCUCUGCUAUUGUGGCAAAACAUUCACAACCGAGUCCAGAGCCUCACAGUCCUACUGAACCUCCUGCAUGGGGCAGCAGUAUUGUGAAAGUUCCAUCUGGUAUAUUUGAUAUCAACAGCAGGAAAUGUAGCACUGGUAGUAUAUCAAAUGUGCUGUUUUCUACUCAAGAUCCAGUAGAAGAUGCAGUCUUUGGUGAAGCUACUAAUCUCAAGAAGAAUGGUGUUAGAGCAGAAAAAAGACAAAAGCAUUUUCCUGAGAGGAGUUGUAGUUUUAGUUCUGAAAGUCGAGCAGGAAUGUUGCUUAAGAAGAGUAGUCUGGAUUUGAAUUCAAGUGAAAUGGCUAUCAUGAUGGGAGCAGAUGCCAAGAUUCUCACGGCAGCAUUGACAUGCCCUAAGACUUCUCCACUUCAUAACGCAAGAACCCAUAGCUUUGAGAAUGUUAGCUGUCACCUACCUGAUAGUAGGACUUGUGUGUCUGAAAGCACUUGGAAUCCUGGGCACAGAUCACCUCUGGUGCCAGAGAUACUUGAGGAAAGCCAAGAACUCCUUGAGCCUGUGGUUGAUGACAUAGCUAAAACUACUGCAACAGAGGAUACGUAUGAGAGUCUACUCAGUGAUAGUGCCAGUAAUCAGUCCAGAGACUUGAAAAUAGGAUCCAGAGAUCUGAAGAAUAAGAGAAGUAGUUUAUAUGGUAUUGCUAAGGCGGUUGAGAGGGAAGAUGUUGAAACCGGACUAGAUCCUUUGUCUCUUUUAGCCACUGAAUGUACAGGGGAAAAAACUACUGUUUCUGAAGAUAAGUUAUUUUCUCCAGUUAUUGCACGUAAUCUGGCUGAUGAAAUAGAAAGCUAUAUGAACCUAAAAAGCCCCCUAGGUAGUAAAUCUUCUAGUAUGGAAUUACACGGAGAGGAAAACAGGGAGUCUGGCAUGACUGCUACAUUUAUUCAUGCUCUAGAGAGGAGAUCAAGCCUACCUUUAGAUCAUGGUUCACCAGCACAGGAAAAUCCUGAAAGUGAAAAGAGCUCACCUGCAGUGUCCAGGUCUAAAACUUUUGCUGGGCGUUUCAAGCAGCAAACCCCCUCUCGAACUCAUAAAGAACGUUCAACUUCUUUGUCAGCGCUAGUGCGUUCUUCACCGCAUGGCUCACUGGGUUCUGUAGUAAAUUCUUUGUCAGGAUUAAAGCUGGAUAAUAUACUCUCAGGGCCCAAGAUAGAUGUCCUAAAAUCUGGCAUGAAACAAGCAGCGACAGUAGCCAGUAAGAUGUGGGUAGCUGUUGCAUCUGCCUACAGCUACUCAGAUGAUGAGGAAGAAACUAGUAGAGACUACAGCUUCCCAGCUGGCCUCGAAGACCAUAUUUUGGGGGAGAAUAUGUCGCCUAACACAAGUAUCUCAGGGUUGGUCCCCAGUGAACUUACCCAGAGCAACACAAGCCUUGGCAGUAGCAGCAGUAGUGGAGAUGUAGGAAAACUGCAUUAUCCAACAGGUGAAGUUCCAUUUCCAAGAGGUAUGAAAGGACAAGACCUUGAAAAAUCAGAUCAUGGUUCUUCUCAAAAUACCAGCAUGUCUAGCAUCUAUCAGAAUUGUGCAAUGGAGGUUUUGAUGUCCAGUUGUUCACAGUGUACCACUUGUGGAGCUUUAGUCUAUGAUGAAGAAAUUAUGGCUGGAUGGACAGCAGAUGAUUCAAAUUUGAAUACAACUUGUCCAUUCUGCAAAAGCAAUUUCUUGCCUCUUCUCAAUAUAGAAUUCAAAGAUUUGAGAGGUUCUGCAAGCUUUUUCCUGAAACCAAGUACUUCUGGUGACAGUUUACAAAGUGGAAGCAUUCCACUGGCAAAUGAAUCCUUGGAGCACAAACCUGUAUCCAGUUUAGCAGAACCUGACUUGAUCAACUUUAUGGAUUUCCCAAAACAUAACCAGACCAUAACUGAAGAAACAGGCUCUGCAGUUGAACCAAGUGAUGAAAUAAAGAGAGCCAGUGGAGAUGUCCAAACUAUGAAAAUUUCAUCUGUGCCUAAUAGUUUAUCAAAGCGAAAUGUAUCUUUGACUCGAAGUCACAGUGUUGGAGGCCCCUUGCAGAAUAUUGACUUUACCCAGCGACCGUUUCAUGGCAUUUCAACAGUUAGUCUUCCAAACAGUCUGCAGGAAGUUGUGGAUCCUUUAGGAAAAAGGCCCAAUCCUCUCCCUGUUUCUGUGCCCUACUUGAGUCCUCUAGUGCUUCGCAAAGAACUUGAGUCUUUGCUAGAAAAUGAGGGUGAUCAGGUGAUUCAUACAUCUUCUUUCAUCAAUCAACAUCCAAUCAUUUUCUGGAACCUCGUUUGGUAUUUCAGACGUUUGGACCUUCCUAGUAACUUGCCAGGACUUAUCCUCACAUCUGAACAUUGUAAUGAAGGUGUACAGCUUCCUCUGUCAUCUCUGUCCCAGGAUAGCAAACUUGUAUAUAUUCAGCUGUUAUGGGAUAAUAUCAACCUUCACCAGGAACCAAGAGAACCUCUGUAUGUCUCAUGGAGGAAUUUUAAUUCUGAAAAGAAAUCAUCUCUCCUGUCAGAGGAACAACAAGCAACAAGCACUUUAGUAGAAACCAUCAGGCAGAGUAUUCAGCAUAAUAACGUUCUUAAACCCAUCAACCUGCUUUCACAGCAGAUGAAGCCAGGCAUGAAAAGGCAAAGGAGUUUAUACAGAGAAAUCCUAUUCUUAUCAUUAGUGUCUCUAGGAAGAGAGAAUAUUGAUAUUGAGGCCUUUGACAAUGAAUAUGGAAUUGCAUACAACAGUCUGUCUUCGGAGAUUCUUGACAAGUUGCAGAAAAUUGAUGUUCCACCAAGUGCCAGUGUGGAGUGGUGCAGGAAGUGUUUUGGAGCGCCUCUCAUUUAAAUAUUCACUAGAAUUUUGACGCACAAGGCUUGGGGAUUGUAUUUAAUCUGGAAACAUUCAAGGUUUUUUUCCAAAUCCUAAUGUGAAAA
This is a messenger RNA of Sapajus apella (tufted capuchin), 6381 nucleotides long. RefSeq names its product DENN domain containing 4C (gene DENND4C). The transcript has 33 exons. The record is from RefSeq and is a predicted model, not a curated record. Lineage: Eukaryota; Metazoa; Chordata; Mammalia; Primates; Cebidae. Gene Ontology annotation, cellular component: cytoplasmic vesicle. Bases 416 to 6292 code for a protein of 1958 amino acids. Gene Ontology annotation, molecular function: protein binding. Gene Ontology annotation, biological process: regulation of Rab protein signal transduction.